Pseudoliparis swirei is the source of this 3939-nucleotide messenger RNA. RefSeq names its product basic helix-loop-helix ARNT like 1a (gene bmal1a). Gene Ontology annotation, molecular function: RNA polymerase II cis-regulatory region sequence-specific DNA binding; DNA-binding transcription factor activity, RNA polymerase II-specific; protein dimerization activity. NCBI's taxonomy places the organism in Eukaryota, Metazoa, Chordata, Actinopteri, Perciformes, Liparidae. The record is from RefSeq and is a predicted model, not a curated record. Bases 490 to 2406 code for a protein of 638 amino acids. Gene Ontology annotation, biological process: circadian rhythm; regulation of transcription by RNA polymerase II. The transcript is spliced from 21 exons. Gene Ontology annotation, cellular component: cytoplasm; transcription regulator complex; nucleus.
CCCGCGGGUCCUCACAGCCAGCGCUCCGGAGCUAGCAGCGGUGUGCUAACAGGAGUGAACCGACGGGAUUAAGCUCGGUGUUGUUGUGAUUACCAGGAGGGGGAAACGCCCCCGGUAUGGCAGACAUGCCGUGACCGGUGUCCGCAUGUGUCGGUGCUGGAAGGAAGCUCGUGCAUAGAGAAAACCCCAAGUCACACACUCCCGUGAUUCGUCGUCUGGACCGAGUGCUUCAAAGCUUCAAUCGCGGCCUUAGUUCUCCACGUCACAAUCGGGGAAGACGGGUCGCAUCAACCGUUUGAAGAUCAGUUCAUCUCGGGAGGGGGGGGGGGGGGGGACACACACACUGACCAACACCAGAACGGAGCAGGACCGGACGGAUCCAGAUACCCGGCCGACUCGGAGGCCCGUCCCCGGUUCCCGUCCAGGUGUCCAGUUUCAGGUUGACGCUCUGCUGCUGUGGUGCGUUCACAGUCGAGGGCUGGAGAGUGGAUGGAAGGAGAUGAUUUCAACACAGAGGCUGUGAUGAACAUCUGUGAUGACCUGAUGGCCGACCAAAGGAUGGACAUCUCGUCGACAAUGACCGACUUCAUGUCCCCCGGGUCCACGGACCUCAUCUCCAGCUCCAUCAGCACGCCGGGCAUGGACUUCACCCGCAAGAGGAAGGGCAGCACGACCGAUUACCAAAUUGAUGGCUUCUCAUUUGAUGACAUGGACCCAGACAAAGACAAGAUGGGAAGUGACCAGCAGGGCCGGAUUAAGAAUGCAAGAGAGGCUCAUAGCCAGAUCGAGAAGCGCCGCAGGGACAAGAUGAACAGCUUCAUCGACGAGCUGGCCUCACUGGUGCCCACCUGCAACGCCAUGUCCCGCAAACUGGACAAGCUGACAGUCCUGCGCAUGGCUGUCCAGCACAUGAAGACUCUCAGAGGUGCAGCCAACCUGUACACAGAACCCAACUACAAGCCCGCCUUCCUCUCUGACGAUGAGCUGAAGCACUUGAUCUUAAGGGCUGCUGAUGGUUUCCUCUUUGUGGUCGGGUGUGACCGUGGGAAAAUCCUCUUUGUUUCCGAAUCGGUCUACAAGCUUCUCAACUACAGCCAGAACGACCUGAUAGGUCAGAGCCUGUUCGACUACCUUCACCCCAAGGACAUCGCCAAGGUCAAGGAGCAGCUGUCCUCCUCUGACACGGCCCCGCGGGAGAGGCUCAUCGAUGCUAAAACGGGCCUCCCAGUGAAGACGGACAUCCCCCCCGGGCCGUCUCGCCUCUGCUCCGGAGCCCGGCGCUCCUUCUUCUGCAGGAUGAAGUGCAACCGGCCCUCCGUCAAAGUCGAGGAGAAGGAGUUCCCCUCCACCUGCUCCAAGAAAAAAGCGGACCGUAAGAGCUUCUGCACCAUCCACAGCACGGGCUACCUGAAGAGCUGGCCCCCCACCAAGAUGGGUCUGGACGAGGACAACGAGCCGGACAACGAGGGCUGCAACCUGAGCUGCCUGGUGGCCAUCGGCCGCCUGCACCCCCACAUCGUGCCCCAGCCCAGCCUGGCAGACAUCCGGGUGAAGCCCACGGAGUACGUCUCCCGACACGCCAUCGACGGGAAGUUUGUCUUCGUCGACCAGAGGGCCACGGCCAUCCUCGCCUACCUGCCCCAGGAGCUGCUGGGGACGUCCUUCUACGAGUACUUCCACCAGGACGACAUCGGACACCUGGCCGAGUGCCACAGACAAGUGCUGCAGAUGAGAGAGAAGAUCAACACCAACAGUUACAAGUUCAAGAUCAAAGACGGCUCCUUCAUCACGCUGCGGAGCCGCUGGUUCAGCUUCAUGAACCCCUGGACCAAGGAGGUGGAGUACAUCGUGUCCACCAACACCGUCGUGUCCUGUGCGAUGACGGAGGGGUCCGACGACCCUCCGUCUGCCGCCUCUCCACAGAGCAUGGACGGCGUCCUCACGGCGGAGGGUGGAGGGCGGCGGGCGCUGCAGACGGUGCCCGGCAUCCCCGGUGGCACGAGAGCGGGGGCCGGCAAAAUAGGACGCAUGAUCGCAGAGGAAGUGAUGGAGAUCCAGAGGAUCCGAGGCUCCUCCCCCUCCAGCUGUGGCUCCAGCCCUCUGAACACCACCAGCCCCCCCCCACCUGACACGUGUUCCCCAGGCGGCAAGAAGAUUCAGAAUGGAGGGACACCCGAGCUGCCGAGCACAGGGAUCCUUCCUGGACCCGACUCUGUCGGAUACCCCUACUCCAACCAGUCCAUCAUGAGUGACCACUCCCACCUGAGCGUCGCCGUGGCGACCGCGCCCGGCUCCAGCAGCCCGAGCGGCGAUGAGGCGGCCAUGGCCGUCAUCAUGUCGCUGCUGGAGGCGGACGCCGGCCUGGGCGGCCCCGUGGACUUCAGCGACCUGCCCUGGCCUCUGUGAGGAGGGGGCCACGACCAAACACCGCCACGCACACACACCCAUCGUAGGAACCGUAGACUGAAGAAGAGGAGGGUCCACCUUCAGGCUCUCGCUCGUCUCUCCUUCGUCAUUCCCUGCAGGCGCACAAGUGACCCUGAAGCGCUUUGGGUUUUUUACGUAUGUGCUUUUAAAGAUGAUCCUUUUUGUGCAGUGUUGCCUGCACACUAGGGGGGGGGGGGGUCCCUAGCGUUGCCAUGGCGAGGGCGCAACACAUCGUGGAUGAGUGUGCCGGUGGACUGAACUCUGCCCGUCAGUGUGUCUGAGACACAAGCGGCUACACACACCUCAAACCACACCGUACAGACCCCCCCCCCCCCCCCAAUAAGUUUAAAAAACAACACUCACGACCACGGCACGCCGACACGGUGGAUCCGAUCCACGGAGGAGGAACACAAAGUUUUGAGUUCAGUUCACAUCAAAUGUCCUCAUAAAUUGUAUAUUUUCAUUGAAUAGUAAACAAAGUGAUCCAGGAGGUGCGUAGUCUACUGUCGGUGGGGAGGUGGUCUGGGAUGGAGGCAGGCUGGGGGAGGGGCCCUCAGAGACACCACACACACCAAUGGAGGGAGGAUGAUGGACUGCACAGGUUACAUUCUGGCUGCCUCAUCGUCAUCGGCAGCAGCAGCAGCAGCAUGUGUGUCUAUGACACGUGUGUGUGUGUGUGAGCAGGUCACCCUGACGGAGGGGAGUAGGGUGGAGCGGCACGUCUCUUUAAAGAACACUGAAGAGAGACGAGCCAAUCACACGCCUCCCCUGCUGUCUCCAGGCAAAAACACAUGCUAGCCGGCUAAUGGCGUUAGCGCGCUGCGGGAGGCUGACUCUGGAUCAGUCAGGAGACGGGUCAUGUGAGGGUCAGUGGGCCGACGGUACAUGUGUGUGUGCAUGUGUUUAUAUACACACACACAUAUGUGUAUAUUAUGUAUGUAUAUUAUAUAUGUCUGUAUGUUAUAUAUGUGUGUGUAUAUUAUAUAUAUGUGUGUGUGUGUAUAUAUAAUGUGUGUAUAUAUGUAUGUGUAUAUAUAUACACACACACACACACACACGUGUAAAGACCAUGUCCCCGUGGUGUGAAGAGGAUCUCUGAUGAAGUGGCUUCAUGUUCCAGAGACGUGGAGCUGCCUGAACGGGGCGGACAUGUUGUCUUUAAGGUCUGCUGACGUCAACCAGGCUGAGCAUGAGAGGUUCUGUCCAAUCGGGGAUGCAAAAUGAUUGUAAGUGCAGUGGUCCCCUGUGGAAUACCUGCUGAGCCUAGGCCCCGCCCCCCCUGUCUUCUUCCAAUCAGACAGCAGCUGGUGAGGCCCCCUCUGUGUCGUUCUACAUCACGUGUCCCCUUGUUGAUGCCCCCCCCCCCGCCACCGGACGAUAAUGUAUCAAAUCUUUAAAUAUCACGUUAAUAGUAAACGUUAUGCAAAUAUAUAUGAGUACGAUGAGUGUAUUGUAUGUAUCGGCAGUGAAAUAUUUUAAAAAUAAAAUGUGUUUCUUUCAUUAUGGACAAAA